Molecule: messenger RNA, 2413 nt
Organism: Ctenocephalides felis (cat flea)
Lineage: Eukaryota; Metazoa; Arthropoda; Insecta; Siphonaptera; Pulicidae
Exons: 5
Source: RefSeq, a predicted model, not a curated record
AUGGACAUACCUUGCAGAAAGUCUGAGUUGGUGAUAAAGGACAGUGGUAAUAAAAAAGUGGUGCAGGUGGUGGAUGGAGAUCACCUGAAUGAUGAUAAAAUGCUUGAAACAUUCUCGGACAUACUUCAGAAGGGUAAUUCGGGUUUUGGUGAUACGAAGACUAAGGUUUUGAAAAAUUUGAACACUAACUUUGUGGUUUCCACAGCCAAAACUGAACCAUUAACUGUGCAGAAACCAUUAAAAGUACAGAAACCAACGAGCAAUAAAAGUGUUCCAAGCACUGAUAGCAAGACCAAGGACAAGAGUCAAUUGAACUUGGCAAAUAAAGUUGAUGCCAAAACUGGUUCAUUUACUAUAUCCUCCAAAAACAGCAGUGCUUGUUCUGUUAAAAAAAGCUCUUUUAUAUCUAGAAAAGGCGAUUACGUCGAUUUGGAACAAGAGUAUAAAUUUAUGGAUGCACAGAAAAAAGCAAACGAUGCUGCGGAUAAAAAUAAACCAACUUUAUUUAAAAGUAUGGUUUUUAGGAAGUUGGAUGAUGCUUCACAGAUGUCCCAAGGAGAUGACACGUCGAAUGAUAGUAAACCAGUUUUGAAAGGUAUUUUAAAAAAUAAUAAAGAACCUGUGCAUGUAUUUCCUAGUGCAAUUGGUGUACCUAACCUGUACAACGUAACCAGUUUGAAGGGUAUUUUGAAAUUGACAACCGAAACUGAUGAAACCAACACGAGCCAAAAGUAUGGCGCAUUCAAAAGUAUUUUAAAAAGUCUGCAUAUCAAAAAUAAAACUGAAAAGACAAACUUGCCCAUCGCAAGUAUUGAUGAUGAAAAAGAAAUUGCAGUGUUUGAAAGUGAAGCCAGUCAAAAUGAACUGGAGUUGGUGGAGCAUAACGAUGUCGAUUUGUGCAGUAGUGAACGAGAGGCACAGCUCAAGGCAUCCCAAAUUAAAGACAAUAUUGACCAAGAGGAUGAAACAGACGACUUAGAAACUUGUAGAAGCGAUGUGACAGUUGUAGCAGCUUCAAACUACCACAUCAACGACAACGUCUGGUCUGAUUUCCAGCCCAACACUCAAUCAACCUUGUCCAGGAACAACAGCACUAUAAAACAAGUAACACCAACCCACAGCGAUUGCUCUGAUGCCAACAUGAACUACCAACUAUCCUUCCAACAUGUGACCGAAAAGAUCUUGAACUCCUUAUUCGUCAACUGUUGCGAAGUGCCAGUGACUCCUGCCAACAGUGAAAUGAAUUUUGCGAGACCACUUUCCAGAGUUUCAUCCAGCUCUCAUGUUGCCCAAGUGGACGAGGACGAAGAAACCGAUUUGCUAACGGAAAUCGAUGAGAUUGAUGCCAAUGAUGAUGAUGAUGGUAGAUUGGAGUAUUUUAUGGAACCGUUUGAAGACACUUUGAAGUUCUUUGAUGAUUUCGAUUUGGAUGAUGAGAAAGAGUUGACGAUGACUAUGAGCGAUAUUGGACCGACGAAGAACAUGGAAGUAAAAUCAGGCUUAGAGCAACAAGCCAUGGAGGCUCUGUCCCAUGCAGUGAAUAAAAUCGACAGUCGUCCCUUCGAGUUGAUGAUGACGCAUUCGGAGAUGCAGCCAGCUGGAUACAUCAAAAACAAGGCUGUUCUGCUGGCCAAUUCCAGACUUAUGGCCAAGAAUACAGAUCUGGCCAAACCUUUCUUCGAUGUUGCUUUUGAAUCCAGGAGCAAAAUGAAGGAGAUCAACAGGGAGCAACAGAAGGAGUUUCUGGCCAGACAGGAAUUUCUAGAGCCUAUUCCAAAUUCUUCUGAACACAUCAAGACACCCAUACCAUCCAGGAGCAACUCUGCACAAAACAAUAACUUGAAGCACCAGAUGCUGCUCGAAAAAUACAGGUCGACUAGAUUUCCCAAAGAUUUGGAACUUAUUGUCUCGGACGGCUUGAAAAGCAUUGGUUUACUCCAGAAAUUCGAUAGCACUGAAGGUGUAAGAUCUAUGUGCAAUCUGAGUAACUCCGACAAAGAUCCUUUCAAAUCCUACAAGGAAGCAGUGGCUCGCACAGCUAUGGAGAAUCUGCCAGCAACUUCCAAAAAUUCUGUAAGCGUUUUUGUAGACUUAACAGAAUCAACAUCUACAGAAUCGUCGGAAACGUCUAGUGGCAGUGGCAAGUUUGAACAUGAUCCUCGUGCCAAGUUCAUCCAAAGACUAUCUAAAGAAAUACGUGAUGCCACUGACAAGAAGGAUCUCAAGGCUUUUGCUAAACAGGAGCAAUUGGAAGCCAAGAACUUCUCGAGAAACAUGAAGGACAGGAAAGCUAAAAGAAGUGCACCUAGUGGUGCUUCCAAAAGUGCUCCACAUUUUAAUAGUGCAUCGAGAAAUGUUCAUGUUGAACAAAGUCCUAAACCUAAGACGAGGAAAAAGAAGAAGAAACCAGCAG